GGAGGGUAAAGGUCGCUCGGAGUAGAUAGGCGGGAGGCAACCAGGACGGGACGGUCUCACUGCUGGAGCAGCCAUGGCAGAAGAAGCGCAGAAGAGGCCCCCUCAGGCGCCCAUCAGCCCCAUAAAGAACUUCUUCGCAGGAGGCUUCGGGGGCGUCUGUUUGGUCUUCGUUGGGCACCCGUUAGACACUAUCAAGGUCAGACUACAGACUCAGCCAAAACCAUUGCCAGGAGAGUCUCUACUGUACUCUGGGACUUUUGACUGCUUCAAAAAGACUCUUGUUCGAGAGGGAGUCCGAGGCUUGUACAAGGGCAUGGCAGCUCCAAUUUUUGGGGUGACCCCCAUGUUUGCUGUAUGUUUCUUCGGAUUUGGCUUGGGCAAAAAACUCCAGCAGAGAACCCCUGACGACAUUCUGACGUAUCCUCAGCUGUUUGCAGCAGGCAUGUUAUCUGGGGUGUUCACCACUGCAAUCAUGGCUCCGGGAGAGAGAAUCAAAUGUCUUCUACAGAUCCAGGCAGCCUCAGGUGAAGCCAAAUAUGGAGGGCCUUUGGACUGUGCCAAACAACUGUAUCGCGAAGCCGGAAUUCGAGGUGUAUACAAAGGAACGGUGCUAACUCUCAUGAGAGAUGUUCCAGCCAGUGGGAUGUACUUCAUGACCUAUGAAUGGCUGAAAAAUAUUUUGACACCUGAAGGGCAGAGUGUCAGUGAUCUCAGUGUACCCAGGAUUCUCUUUGCUGGUGGCAUGGCAGGGAUCUUCAACUGGGCUGUUGGGAUCCCACCAGAUGUAUUGAAAUCCCGCUUCCAGACAGCUCCCCCAGGGAAGUAUCCCAAUGGCUUCCGAGAUGUCCUGAGAGAGCUUCUUCGAGAGGAGGGUGUGAUGUCUCUCUACAAGGGAUUCACCGCUGUGAUGAUCAGGGCCUUCCCUGCCAAUGCUGCCUGUUUCCUUGGCUUUGAAGUUGCCAUGAAGUUCCUAAACUGGCUUGUACCCGGAUAUUGAGGACCAGUAGAGGGUGUUCCAAAGGGAAAUCAACGACCAGGAGCAAGAAUGCAACUACCUGUGAGGAAAAAGAUGGACUGAUAAAAUGAAAUAAGCUCUAGAAAAGGCUAGCUUUCUAAUAACCUUUCUUGCCUUACUCACACCCUCUGGGUGGAGCUAUGUUGCCAUUUUGGAAUCCUGAGCCUCUUCCCAUCCAGAGGUCUAGAGAAGUUCAAGACACACAACCUGCCUUCUGAACCCAAAGUUACCACAGUGGGUAAUGCUGCUAAUCAAAAACCUUAGUGCUAUUAAUAGGAAGUGAGUUCUUUUCUCAUUUGCCUCCUUUGGAAACAAAAGAGGAAGUUUCUGAUUCUCUCCCCCUCCCCUCUCUUUAGUAAGGGGUGCUCCCAAAAAGCUUGGGGAAGGGAGGUGGGGGAAAGUUACUGUGCAUUUAAAUCUCAGGAUAGAACUUAAUACUUAAUUGCUUGCACCACUGUAAGAAGAGUAUUUUGAUUAGAUUUGCAUAGAUUGCGUACUGUCUGCUCCCAGUGUUCAGGGGUAGGCUCCACUGAAAUGCAUGGGAGUCAAGCAGAAGCAUAAGUGCUCUUGUGCAAGUCCCAUUCAUCUUGAGGCACUCACACAGCACAGGCAGACACUGACUGUAAGUCUCCACUGGUUGUCUUGAUGUUAUGAUCCACAGUCAGAUAGCAUGUCCAUGUUGUAUGCUGAGCUAUGCAUGUAAAUUUUAAUGUAGGGGGGUGGAAAGGACUGAACCCCAGUGAAAUGUAGCUUGGGAGCCAUUGAAUCUGGGUAGUUGAAUCACUGAAGGUUAUGUGCCUUGAAUGUAGUAUAUGGUGAAAAUCUCAAACAGGUGAACUAGAGAGGUAAGGAGAUAGUUGACAGAAUGUUUCUUGCAGAUUCCCAUGCUGGUUUGGAAUGAGCAGUCAAACUGUAACAUAUACUCCCUCUCCCCACCCCCUUUCUCUAAAAUCUUCUAGUAGGUGCUUUCUGGGGAACUUGAUGUAUUCCAGAGCUACAACUUCAUUGGUGUCAUGUUAACUACAUGGUAUGUUUGAAGUGCCAAAUGAGAAAUUCUGGUACAUGCAGUAUCUAUAGCUGUAUAAUGAGGAUUUCAUAGCGAGGAGGAAUUUUAAAACUUGCUUCUAAAGCUGAAGAGGACUGAAAUAGGAUAACUGCCUUCAGAAUAAUUCUGUUUUCACUGCAGCUCUGCCUCAAAAGGACUUUAUUACAUGCAAUCAUAUUUUUUUAAACUGAAGCCAUCCAGUGCACAAAGAAUUGAGACAGAACUAUCAGUCUAUAAAAUGUUUCACUGGGAUGAAUUGAUAUCCUGUUUUUUUUAGGACUCAAUAAAGUUUGCUGAUUCUCAGCUA
Molecule: messenger RNA, 2367 nt
Organism: Eublepharis macularius
Lineage: Eukaryota; Metazoa; Chordata; Lepidosauria; Squamata; Eublepharidae
Gene: SLC25A20
Product: solute carrier family 25 member 20
Exons: 9
Coding region: 74-997 (307 amino acids)
Biological process (GO): positive regulation of neuron projection development; carnitine transmembrane transport; mitochondrial transport
Cellular component (GO): mitochondrial envelope
Molecular function (GO): low-density lipoprotein particle binding; O-acyl-L-carnitine transmembrane transporter activity
Source: RefSeq, a predicted model, not a curated record